AUGCGUCCCGGCUCCAGGGCAGCGGGAGCUAACGAGGAGGAGGUCGAGCGUCUGCGCACUCAACUCGAGGACCGCGACCGGCAACUGAAAGAACAGGCUGCUACGUUGGCAGAAAUGGAAAGCAGCUUGGCCGAGGUACAAGAUCUGAUGGAGCAUGCCGAUGCGCCGAGGUUUCGAAGAGGUAGCAUUGACGAUAAGGAUGCUGUCCAGCUCCGCGCGCUGCUCAGAGAGAAGAACGAGAAGAUUGCCAUGCUCACGGCCGAGUUUGACGCCCACAGAGCCGAUUUUAGAAGCACUAUUGAUACCCUAGAAAUGGCCAGCACAGAAACAGAGCGGGUAUAUGAGAAACGGAUAGAAGAGCUUAUGCAAGAGGUUCAUGACCUUCAAGAACGGACUACGGAUGUCGACGCUGUUGCAUCUCAACUCAAGCAAUUAGAAGAACUUGUACAAGAGCUUGAAGAAGGUCUAGAAGACGCUAGACGAGGAGAGGCUGAAGCUCGCGGCGAGGUUGAGUUCUUAAGAGGUGAAGUCGAGAGAACGAGAUCAGAGCUACGGCGCGAACGUGAGAAGGCAUCUGCAGCAAUGAACGGAGGUCACGGAGGCAUGAACGGCGACGCAACAUCUAACUCCAAGGAAUUGGAGCAAAAGGAGGAUGAGAUCAGGGGUCUCAAGGCUAUCAUCCACUCUUUGAGUCGAGACUCCGUACCGGCAGAUGUGGACCGUCCUGGCCUGCCACAACGCACGAGCUCCUUCCAGUCGCACCGACAUAAGGAGUCACUUGACGCACAUAUGGCAAAAGACAAGCUAGAGCGGGAAGUUUCGGACUUGCGAGCUCUUCUUGAGAACAAGAACAGCCGUGAGGAAGACCUAGAGCGCGAGAUCGAGAUGCUCCGUAGGGGGAGCGCUACGACUCAUCGCGGCAGUGCCAUGACGAUUGGCAGUGCAAAUCAACGGUCAUCAUUCCGUGAUUCACGGGGCACAGUUAUCCUAGCUCGAGACUUCGAGCCUGGCUCACCUGAAGCUCGCAAGACUCACACUCGCGGCCCAACACUGGAUACCAUGCCUGAAAGUGAUGCGUUCUCUUCAGCUACGGAAACUAGCACCCUCUGGUGCGAGAUCUGCGAGACAUCGGGGCAUGAUAUCCUCACUUGCACAAACAUGUUCGGUCCUCAGACCGAGCAGACCACUACCAACGGCGACUCGAAGACUGGCAAGGAUGUGGUACGCGAAGGCUUGAAGGGACUGACACCGAACACAGGUCAGGAGGAGUUUAAACCUGCUCCGCUGUCGCCUAUCAAGACCAAGGCGCCUACUAGCGUCCCGCCCACUAUCAACAUCUUGCCAAAUCCGAUGGAAUCAGGACCGGUCGCCGGCAAGGAGAGCGGCGUCAUUGAUGCUGGCAAGUGGUGCGCUCUGUGUGAACGAGAUGGCCAUGAUAGCGUCGACUGUCCAUUUGAGGAUGCCUUCUAA
Molecule: messenger RNA, 1470 nt
Organism: Phaeoacremonium minimum UCRPA7
Lineage: Eukaryota; Fungi; Ascomycota; Sordariomycetes; Togniniales; Togniniaceae
Product: putative cap-gly domain-containing protein
Exons: 1
Coding region: 1-1470 (489 amino acids)
Source: RefSeq, a predicted model, not a curated record